ACUGUGGGCUGAAGUAGGAAACGCAUUCUCACGCACCCAGCGCUGAGUCCCGUGUUGAAGAAACCAAAUUUCUACUGCGCAACACAUCCAGAGGUUCGCUCUUAGACGCUAUUUUGCGCUACAAUGUCGAUGACAGUGAAAGCUUACCUUAUCGGUAAGGACGACUGCAACAAGGAGAUCCGUCGCUUUGCCGUGGAUCAGGAUGUCUCAACAAGUUUUGAGUAUUUGAAGAGAAAAGUGCUCGAUGUUUUUGUAGGGCUCAGGACUGCGCCCUUUCAAAUGUCCUAUAAAGAUGAGGAUGGUGACAUGAUUGCAUUCUCCUCUGACGAUGAGCUAAUGAUGGGGUUGGCUCUUGUGAAGGAUGACACCUUCCGUGUCUACAUCAAGCAAAGAAAGGAGCACAAACAUGAUUCCUCACCUCAUGGGGUUCCUGGGUGCUCAUUCAUCCCACCUCAUGGAGGCCCCAACUUUAGCCCCCCAGGACCUAAUCCUAUGGGUCCACCUCCAAUGGGUCCCCCAGGAGCACCUCAUAUGGGUCCUCACCCUCAUCCUCACCACCCUCCUCCUCAUCACCCUCCAAUGCUGCACCCAGGGGUGACCUGUGAUGGGUGCGACGGGCCGGUGGCUGGAACACGUUUCAAGUGCACCGUUUGCCCAGAUUAUGAUUUGUGCUUCUCCUGCCAGGGCAAAGGCCUCCACAAGGAGCAUGCUCUCCUGCCCAUCUUUCACCCUAUGGCCAACAUGUUUGAGUGGUUCCCUCGUGGGAAGUUUUGGCGUAAGAUGAGACACUGCAUGUGGGCAAAUACCCAGGCUCAGGCUCAAGCUCAAGCUCAGGCCCAAAACCAGGCUCAACCAGGUCCAUCUGGAGUCCAACAAAACCAGGAUGCUUCUGAAAGCAUGAAAGAGAAUGGUGCAGCUGCCUCUUCUCAGGCUAAUAUGGAGUACCUGAAGAACAUUGGAGAGGGAGUGGCAGCCAUGUUGAGCCCCCUUGGCAUAGACGUGGACAUUGAUGUUGAGCAUGAGGGGAGACGGACCAAAGUUACACCAACUCCUCCUGCCUCCAGUGGGUCACCUAGUGCUCAGAGUGAGAGUGGCUCCAUAGGGCUUCUCUCCAGAGGGUCUGGUCCAGGAAGUCAGGUUACUGAAGAGAGCAUCAGUGAGGGAACAAAGGGGCUAAAAGACCAAGGUAGUGAUGAGGAAUGGACUCAUCUCAGCUCUAAAGAAGUGGACCCCUCUACAGGAGAGCUGCAGUCCCUCAGGCUGGAGCAGGAUGGGACAGAUGUUCCAGCCCCGCUGAGUACCGACUCCAGCAAAAGUGCCUCGCAGGGUCCCACUGGUCUGCGCGAGGCAGCUCUCUAUCCACAUCUUCCUCAAGAUGCAGACCCCAGGCUUGUGGAGUCUCUUUCUCAGAUGCUCUCCAUGGGCUUUACCGAUGAGGGUGGAUGGUUGACCAGACUGCUCCACACCAAGAAUUUUGACAUCGGAUCUGCCUUGGAUACAAUCCAGUACUCCAAACCUGGCUCGCAGAAGUAGAACGAGCACAGGAAUAAAGAAGACCAGGGCCAUACCUAAUGAUGUUUGAAACUUCUGGCCUAUUUUCUAUUAACACAGUCUUUCCAUAUAUUUUCAAUUACAAAUUCUUCACGUAAUUAUCAAUAUCAAUCACUCAGGUGACUAUAACAUAGUUUAGUUUUUUAUUGGGCUUUUAUGCAAAAUAGAUAUAUUUGUUAACAUUACACUUCAUAAAG
Molecule: messenger RNA, 1748 nt
Organism: Labeo rohita (rohu)
Lineage: Eukaryota; Metazoa; Chordata; Actinopteri; Cypriniformes; Cyprinidae
Gene: sqstm1
Product: sequestosome 1
Exons: 8
Coding region: 124-1533 (469 amino acids)
Biological process (GO): aggrephagy; endosome organization; mitophagy
Cellular component (GO): amphisome; aggresome
Molecular function (GO): protein kinase C binding; K63-linked polyubiquitin modification-dependent protein binding; zinc ion binding
Source: RefSeq, a predicted model, not a curated record